Molecule: messenger RNA, 2746 nt
Organism: Equus quagga
Lineage: Eukaryota; Metazoa; Chordata; Mammalia; Perissodactyla; Equidae
Gene: SLC46A3
Product: solute carrier family 46 member 3
Exons: 7
Coding region: 1-1050 (349 amino acids)
Biological process (GO): vacuolar transmembrane transport
Cellular component (GO): lysosomal membrane
Molecular function (GO): transmembrane transporter activity
Source: RefSeq, a predicted model, not a curated record
AUGACGAGGUCUAGUUCACUUCCCCAGUGUGACAAGUCCCAGUGUGGGAAGAAAAAGACUCACCCAACAGAGAAAUCUGAGUCCCGGGGAGUCAGCCAGAUGGCAGAUCCCCUGCGUGCUUCUGUGAAAAACGACGUUCCGACCCAGAAACGCUCGGCAACCGCAGGGCCCCCGCAGGAGCGGGCGGCGGGGCCCAGCACCCGGCAGCGGCGCGGGGGCGGCCGGGGCCUCCGCGGGCUGGGCGCUCGAGCGCGGUCGGGGCGGGGCAGUCCCCGCGGGGGCGCCGGCCGCGGGGCCCAAUCGCGGGAGAGCCGGGCGGGCAGGGACGGCACGGGUGGCCUCCGCCCCCAGCGGCCCCGCCUCCUCGGCCGCGGCGCUGCCGGGGGCGGGCUGAGUCACCGGGGAGCGCAGGCCGCCCGCCCGCCCGCGGACCCGCGACCCGCCGCCACACCGCCGCCGCCCGGGGAGCAGCUGCUGGCGCCUCCGAGCCCGCCGAGGCCGGCCCGCGGGGCCACCGAGGAGCCCAGCGAGGGCCGCGCGGCGGACUGUCGCCGUUAUCACUGUGGACGCGGAAAGAAUUCAGCUUCCUACCCAAGCAAAAUGAAGAUUUUUUUGGUAGAACCUGCCAUUUGCCUUAGUGCGUUUGCUAUGGCUUUGACCUCUCCGCUGACAACACACGGGAAUGGCUAUGACCGCUUUUUCCAGAACAACAUUGAUGAUGCUUUUAGACUGCCGCUCCUGUUCCUUAUUGUGCCGCUCUCUGUUCUGCGGUCCAUGAUGUCAAAAGUGGUUCAUUCUACCGAACAAGGUACCCUGUUUGCCUGUAUUGCUUUCUUAGAAACACUUGGUGGAGUCACUGCAGUUUCUACUUUUAAUGGAAUUUAUUCAGCCACUGUCGCUUGGUACCCAGGCUUCACCUUUCUGCUGUCUGCUGUUCUAUUACUAAUUCCAGCAAUCAGUCUAUGUAUUGUCAAGUGCACCAGCUGGAGUGAAGGAAGCUAUAUACUUUCUGUACAAGAAGAAUCCAGUGAAGACGCUUCUGACAGUUGAUUGAUUGUGAUUUUUAAAAAGCAAAAUGCACAUAUCAUAUCCUCUGACUUCUGAAGAAUAUAAACCAGCCCCAUAAUCCUUUCGUCAUGAAUAAUCAAUGCUGCAGAUCCAGGCUGCUAAACUGAGCAGUGAGACAGCCCCGGCUCCCGCUUCUGACAGUACCACGCACUCUGAGCACUUUAUGACUAUCACGUGAGAGGUUUCCAGCGCAUAGGAGAACAAAUCGCAAAACACUUCCCACUUUGGGACUCACAAAAGAAACUGAAACGUCCUGGUAUAAGGAGGGAUUAAGACGCUUGAUUCAAUCAAAAGCAAUAAUCUCCCUGCCAUGCUCCAGUCUCUCACACUGACACCGAGGAGAGCUCUUUACCUCAGUUUCAUCAUCUGCACAAAGGGUGUCUGACGUCUCACAAGGACUUUGAAGGCAUAACUGUUGAAAAUUAUGAUAAAUCUUUCACUGAUAGGAAACUAAUGAUGGGAGUUCAAAUAUUUAUAAUAUAAUUUUACCGCUCCUUGGGUAAUGCUUUGUUUUAUAGAACCCAUCAGCUGUUAUUGAUAGUCAAAACUUUUAAUCAAUGCAAAAUCCUUAAAAGGGAAGGACUUUAAAGAAUACAUAUUUUCACUUUUCCUAAUAUGCUUCAUCAGUGAACAGGCAUGAUAAUAUUUCUAUAUGUAACACAGGGGUGACUGGAAAAAAAUAAGAUUAUAAAUAAAAUUGUUUCUAAAGAAAUGUAAAAACUGAGUAAACAGCUAAUUGGGAAGUAAUUAAUAUCAUAGAGCCAAUAUUCGUUCCUUAUUUCUGUCAAAGGUUAUCCAUUUCUUUCUGCCUUGACUCAUCCUGGGAUCCACCCUGGGCCCUGAAAACACCACAUUCUCUCAUGUCUCCUGUCUUUUUACAUGCUCUUCCAUUUGCCCUUUCUCCCUCGUGACACUGACGUUUUCAAGUCUCAGCCGAAACAUUGCUGCUUCUGGGUAGCCUUUUUGACAUUUCUUCCCUAUUCCUACACCCGCCACCCCACCGUCCCGGCAGGGCUCCCAGAACACUGCGUAUACUUCCGUCCUAGCAUAUCCCACUGCCUUGUCAUGUUUGUUUCCCUAUUUGACAAUGAGCACCUUGAGGACAGGGACCAUCUUUGAUUACUUAUCAUAUCCUCAAUAAGUGUUUGUUGAACUAAAUGACUACAAAAUUUUGUUUUAAGUUGUAAAAAUAAUUUAAAGCUAUAUAUUUAAUGCAUCAUGAGAGUAACCACUGAUAUCAUGCCAUAGUCAUUAAGCCAGCCUUGCAAAUAAAUUGAAAAAUAUGCUAGCUCAUACACUUUUUAAGUGGGUCUAUAGUAUUUUCACAGGUCCUUCAGUACCUCCCAUUUUCUAAGUUACCUUAUGUAACACAUGCCUUGAAGGACAACUAGAUGAUUAACUUCUUCAUAAUCUCUUGAAAGCAGAUACAGUCUUCUGUCUGAGAGCAUUGCUUUACGGCUUUCUCCUGUAGGGUAAUGAAUGAUGGCGUAACUAGCAAAUAGCACUCGUAAUUUAAAAUACUAGAAAUUCUUACUUCCAAGACAUUCCUUUUAGUUAUAGCUAAUAUUUUCUGGGAUGGGAGCCCAUGUAAGAACUGAGUGAUUCUCACAUUUAUUUAUUGUUUUCCUUCCUGUUCAACGCUCUUCCAAAGCCAAAAUAAAAAGUACUUUACGAUUUA